AUGUCAAUUUUUCUAUUAAUUUUUUUUUUAAUUAUAUUUAAUAUUAAUACUUUUGUUAAUAACCAAGAAACAGAUAAUUUUUUUCCAUACUUGGUGCAAUUUUAUACAAUAGUACCUUGUGGUGGUAUUUUAAUUACUCCAGAUUGGGUUCUGACUGCUGCACAGUGUCUUCACAAUAAGCGUAAUUCGAUACUGGUCAAUGUGGCGGGAUCCAAUGAAACAGCGGGCGAACCAAUCGGAGUAAAAGCAACAUUCAUUCAUCCGCAAUUUAAUAUGUACUCAAAAGUACACGACCACAGGUUCAACGUUGCUCUAAUGAAACUUUACCGGCCAUUCAAUCUACAGCCGCUUGGUUUCUUAAAUAAAACUGCCGGGAUGCUCGUGAAUAUCGGGACUUCUAAAUCGAUAAAUACAUACAAUUGUUGUUUUAUUUACGGCUGGGAUAGUAUUAUAUCUUCGACGAUUCGGGUGUUUACCAAAGCUAUACAAACUAUUUCAGUACAACCGCGAGAUAAAGAGGCCUGUGUAAACAAGAUCAAUAACGUAAAUAUUGUAUGUGCCAGCGGUGAAAGCCGGAAACAGUGUGCAGGUAAUCCAGGUUCACCGAUCGUGUGCAAUGAGCCGAACGGUGAUAAUCGUGUAUUGGGGAUAGCGUCUUGGACUAAUUUUUCUCUCCAAUGCGAUGAUUCUUCAACCUAUUUGAAUCUUACUUCGUUUAGAUCAUGGAUUAAUAAUUUAGUUUCAAUGGACUUUGAAAAAAAUAGCAGUCCUAGUAAUUAUAGUAGCACUACAAGUUUAAAAGUUCAAGUUAAAUAUUUUUACAACACUCAAAAAACCCCUUAUAACCGUAAAAUUCAUAAUUUUACAACAUCUACAACAAAAAAUACAACUAAGCGCAAUAAAUAUCAAGAUAUCGAACGUAGUGACAAAGAUGAAGGAACCACAGAAGACGAAUUAUCAAAAAUUUUUCCUUUCUAUCAAGUUUCAAGCUCCAAUUCAAUUUACCCGAUUUAUUUUCUCUUAAUUCUAGGACACAUUUGCAGUUUUAAUUUAUAG
This is a messenger RNA of Cotesia glomerata, 1056 nucleotides long. Its product is annotated as serine protease 58-like. Gene Ontology annotation, molecular function: serine-type endopeptidase activity. Gene Ontology annotation, biological process: proteolysis. The transcript has 3 exons. The coding region runs from base 1 to 1056 and encodes 351 amino acids. Lineage: Eukaryota; Metazoa; Arthropoda; Insecta; Hymenoptera; Braconidae. The record is from RefSeq and is a predicted model, not a curated record.